Molecule: messenger RNA, 780 nt
Organism: Vombatus ursinus (common wombat)
Lineage: Eukaryota; Metazoa; Chordata; Mammalia; Diprotodontia; Vombatidae
Product: RAD9, HUS1, RAD1-interacting nuclear orphan protein 1-like
Exons: 1
Coding region: 1-780 (259 amino acids)
Biological process (GO): cellular response to ionizing radiation; recombinational repair; DNA damage checkpoint signaling
Cellular component (GO): nucleus; chromosome
Source: RefSeq, a predicted model, not a curated record
AUGCCUCGCAAGAAGAAGAGCAACGGCCCGCUGCGCAAGGCUCAACUGUCGUUCCGGGAGCGGCUGCUGGAGGGCCCCAAGCACGGCGGAGGCUCUUCGAGGCCCUGCCCCGCGCCUUCGAGGCUCGCGCCUCUGCGGCCGGCCAACCGCGAGCCCCUCCCGGCCUGGGUGUCGCCCCAGUUUAAGAAGCCCGUGGGCAGUUGGCUGCCCGUGGGCCGCAAGCGGCCGCCGCAGCCCCCACGCCGCCUCCUGCCCUUCCAGCUCGGUGGCCCUGCUUGGCGGCGGUGCUCGCUGCGAAGGGCGCAGUACUGCUGGUUUCCUGCCUUGAGCUUUCAGAGCUUCCCGCCAGGGCUGGGGACAGGCCCGGGCCCCGCGCCUUCCACCUGGGCGGCCGCCGCCCAGCAUGAGGCCCCGGACCUGGAGGAGCCCGAGGAGGCUCGAAGGCCGCCGACCCUGCCACCUAGGCCCAGGAGCUGCGCCCCUCGGCGGCCAGAGCCGCCUGACCCGGAGACUCGAGGCCUGCCCUCGGCCGUGGGCGACGCUGCUGCUGCCCCGAGGAAGCAAGGGCGGGGGCGCUGUCCCAUCCACCUUACCCGGCCGCAGAUCCCUCCGCCGGGCCCGCCGCCGCUGGUCGUGGACACUCCGGAAGAGAAAUACGGGCUCAAGGUCACUUGGAGAAGACGCUACCACCUCGUCACCUACCUUCGGGAGAGAGAGAAGCUCAGCCUGAGCCAGAUUUUUGUGUCGAAAUCAGAAGAGGCUCUCAACCCCUGGAUGUGA